Messenger RNA from Uranotaenia lowii, 9943 nucleotides. RefSeq lists its product as uncharacterized. The record is from RefSeq and is a predicted model, not a curated record. NCBI's taxonomy places the organism in Eukaryota, Metazoa, Arthropoda, Insecta, Diptera, Culicidae. Gene Ontology annotation, biological process: protein dephosphorylation. Gene Ontology annotation, molecular function: calcium ion binding; protein phosphatase regulator activity. The coding region runs from base 2406 to 5702 and encodes 1098 amino acids. The transcript has 12 exons. Gene Ontology annotation, cellular component: protein phosphatase type 2A complex.
AUGGAAAAAAUUAAAAAAUGGAAAAAGUGAAGAAGUUUAAAAUAUAAGGACAAAACUGAAUAGAAUAAAGGAUAAUUCAAGAAUGGAUUGGAAAUCAUUAUUAUCAAAUCAUUUUUAUAUUUGCAAAUUUUUGUUUAAAAUGGAAACAAAACUAUAAUCAAGCUCAAGUUUUAACCAUACAUUUUAGUGUCCCACCCCUCAGUUAAUCAUCGAACCUUCAAUCGGUUCCAGCGACGAAACUAUAAAAUUUCCCAUUCAUGUUCUCUCCCGAGUUGGUAUGAUUUUAUGGCGUAUGGCGUAUGGAGGCGGUGGUGGAAUGAAAACAUGGGAGACAAAAUAAAGAGAAAGAGAGAGGCAAGAGCCCACGCUUUUGGCAUAGACAAUUUUAUUGUGAGAGCCACUCUCAACGAUGAGACAACAGCGCUUCGCUCAAUUGGUGCUAUUAUUAACGAAAAAUUCCAGUCAAUCACAACACCGUGUAGUUGACGAUCGCGACGCGAGGCGCAGAUUUUCAUCCAUCGAUCGUCGCGUCGGCCACCAUCACCCUGCACCAACAUUAAAAAGUGAGGGUCGAUUCGAUUUGUUACUGUUGGAUAUGAUAUGAGCCGAUGUGUUUGGUUGGAUUUUGGAGAAACGGACAAAUGGGAAUUGGGAUUCCGUCGUUUUCUCGUCGUUCAGUCGAUCUGUGACGAUUGUCUCGAUUUGUCGUGUGUCGGAACGGAAGAUAAACACAAACGUGUGCGUUUGGCUUCGUUUGUUCGACUUUUUUUUUCUCGCUCUGUUGGACCCUUUUCCCGUUUUUGGGAGUGUGUGGGCAUUCGCGGGGGUGUUGGUGUUUCUUUUCGCUUGCGCUUCGAUUUUAUAUUUUUAUGAAUUUUGUUGUGAUCACCCGAACGUGGAAGAUUGUGGGAGGAAACACAUAAAAUUCCAGAAGUUGUGUGGUGUAUUUUUUUUUACUGCUUGAUCGUCGGUGAUCAAGCGGGGAAUAUUUUCGUGUUUAUAUCAUCAAAGCAAGCCGAGUGUGCGUAAAACCGGUGCAGCACCAUCAAUUUCGUGAACGGUCCGUCGCCGGUGCACGGUGCGUGUAAAAAUAGCCAUCAAGUGCACGAGCUUUGCUCGUUUUUUGUUGUUGUUGGGCGCACGGGUUGCUGUGAUUGAGGCGCGUUCCAUAUCCCUAUCAGAGAGAAAAAAAAAACAGAAAGGCGUAAUCUGCAUGUGCCAAUAGAUGGGGAGAAGUGCGGAUGUAGAAAAUCGUGAAUAUUGUCGCCCGAGUGUUGGCGCGCUGCGCAUUUUGAAUAAUAAAUGAGAGAUAUACUGCGCUGCACACUCUCCGGCCUGGCUUAGCUAGCUGUUUUGGGCUUGUGGGGUUGAGUAUCGUUAGUGUUUGGAUUCCGGCUGCUGCUACGCUGCUCUAGCAAGCUGAUUGGUUGUUUGGCAUCAUCCAACCCAAGUCCAACUUACAACAACAACAACAACACCAUCAACAACUGGCUGGUGUCUGGCUGUGCUGCGCAUAGACUAGUGUACACAAUUUCCUGUUUUUUCGCGCUGUGUACCGCAAACUCUUGAACCCUCUCGCGCUGACGCGACGGGAAACUUUCUAUCCGUACAACAACAUUAACAACAACAACAAAAAGAAAAAAUACGACCCACACACGAUAUGUCUGUCAAUGGAAAUGAAUGAAAGAGUUCCUGCACGCAGCACAGCAGCAUCCAGCAACAGGACAGGAGUUCUAUAAAUAAAUCUCGCCCAUAUCAAAAGUGCAGCAACAGCACACGAAUCGUCUGAAGCUGAAUCGGAGUAACGCACGUUCGUUGUUGGAUUGGAUUGGAUCGGAGUACAACCUUUUUCGAAUUUUGGGGUGUGUAAGAGAGAGAUUGCUCUCUUACCCGCGAUCAGUGAAUGCGACCCCGAAGAAUUAUUCGAGUUUAAGGCGGACUACGAAGAAAAACCGAAAAAAAUAUGGUAGCUGCCGCUUUGCCGUGUGCGUGUGUAUCUUUGUGUUUGUGAAUUGAGCUAUCAAAAUCAAUAGAAAGAAAAAUAAUUUGGAAACCACAAAAAUCAGUUUAAUGAAAAUUUGAGAUCCAUUGAAGAAAAAGUUCUGGGAAAACAAUUCUGUUUUUCCUCGUCCCAUUCGUAUGUGUUUUGGGUCUUUAUGCGUGUUUUAUCGUCAGCACUACGCAACUUCAUCGAAGCAACCCUUGGUGAAGAUUGCACGCACACACGCGCUUCAGUUCAACCGGUGUAAACAUCAGCGAACGAGUGCCGAUCGCAAUAGGCAGUUGUGCUGUGUUGUGUUGUUUUGCGACGUAAUCUAAUGCGUGUGUGCGUGUCGGCGGUGGAUUAGUGCGGCGUCGGCGCCGGCCUGAUCUCGGCGGCCGACCUUCAACCCAACUGCCAGCAGAUGUGGAUAACGAUGUCGAAGCAGUCGUCCGCUUCGUCGCCUUCGUCGAAUGUACGUAGUUUCGUCGAAGGACAGCCGCAGAACAGCAACCACCAUCAGCAGCAGGAGGAUCUCGAUGCGAUCGCGAAGCAGAUCUCCGAUCAUGCCGAAGCCAUCUACCAGACGUGGAAAGCGCGUGGCUUAGCACCAACCGAGAUCCUCAACUGCCAACUACCGACAGCGGACGGGGAGAAUGCGUUCAGCAAGACCUUGAGUCCAACGCAAGCUACCUCUUCCGCUUUAUCGCCGUCGUCGUCCUCGAAGGGUGCUUCCGUCAUCGUCGGAGGUGGUGGAAGUCCCAUCACCAGUAGUGGUUCCUCUGCCAAAGCUUCCGGCGUCGCUGAACUACUUGCCCAGGCGCCCGAACUGUCCAACAACAGUCUCGAGCAGCUCGUCAGUUCCUUCGUCAACGAAGAUAAAGCUCGAAUCGCCGCCCAAAAACAGCGAACUGCCGGACGAACGCCGACCGCCGGCUCGGCCAUCAAGAGUGUCCUCCAAAAGUUCGAACAAAACGGUGCUCAACCCAACUUGAACCCAACUUCCCCGGUCGUCAACAAAUCCAACCAUAUCCGACCUGGUGGAAGCUCGAACAAAGUGACAAUUAGUAAUAACAACAACAACAAUCUAAACACGCUAAACAAAAACAACGUACCGGAUGUGUUAAAGGAUACCAUCGCCGACAAACCGCGUGAGAAACCCCAAACUCCGGUCAAACCGGACCAUCUGCUAAACCAUGUUCCUAGCUGGCCCCUCAAAAACCGUGUAGUGAAAACCAACCAGCAAAACUCGAUCAACCUCAAUCGAGGACCUCCGAGCUCCAACUCCAACAGCAGUAGUGGCCUUACUAGUAGCAUCGUCGUCGGCGUGUCCAAAAAUACCGCCGAGCUUAUGGACGAGGUGUCCCGGGAGGAGGAACGCCUGAUAAACGCACUUAAAACGGGAACCGUCCUCAACAACACCACCGCCACCGUUGCCGCCGACAACCUGCUGCCGGAGGUGAUCACCUCAACGCUUGCCGCCGAUCGGGACGUCCCUGACUACGGUAGCUAUCAUAACCCCUCGGAAAUGGUCACUUCAACCUCCCUAACCUCAAAUGGUACUAACGGCACCAGCAAUGGUGCCGUCGACCUUCAGAACAAUGCUGCGGCAGCUGCCGCAGCAGCAGCAGCCGCCGCCAAUGCCAAACAGUGGAACGGGGUCCCGAUGAAACCGAACCACAUACCGAUCCUGAAUAUCCAUCAGAUCCACGAGCAGCACAAGCUAUCGACAAACUUUGCGCGCAAUGUGAGCACCACUCGAUUGCCGAAAGAUUUCGGGCGAUCGGCAGGCUUGGGUCAGGACGGCAAGAAGGAGGACUUCCAGGCGAAAACCAUUCCCAGUCCGAUCCGGCCGUUCCUGUCCCGGGGAUCGGUGGCGGAGCGGGUUCUCAUCUUCGAGAAGUGUCCGGAGAAGGCGCCACCGCGGGAGCGACCCAAAGAGGCGGUGAAGCUGCAGUCCAAACCUGUCAACAGACUGAUCCCGCCAAACAUUCACACCACCCUUCAGCGACAUCUGAAGAACUCGACGAAAGCUCCCUACAUACCACAGUUCCAUUUCCCGAACGGAAAACCACCUCCGGCCAUUACGACCGAGACGACGAUGCAGCGGCUAGAGCAGGUCUUCGGCAGCCUCCCCAAUUACGAGUGCAGUCGGGACAAAUUCCACAUGGUCGUCACAAUGUGCCAAGUUCCGCUGUACUGGCGGGUUCCCCUGUUCAUGUGCACCCCCCUUACCCCGACCGGGUGUGUUCACGGGGACAAGUUCAUGAGCUUCUGGCGACAAAUGACCUCCUUCUGCCACGACGCCGCCUCCCGCUUCGUCUACAUCAUGUCCCGGGGUGACCGAUCCCGGUCCUAUAUCCUGCCCGAAGAUUUCGCCCCGCUAAUACAGGACGUGGUGGAUACCCAUCCGGGGCUAGCGUUCCUCAAAGAGGCAGCCGAAUUCCACUCCCGGUACGUGCACACGGUGAUAGCGCGGAUUUUCUACAACGUCAACCGCAGCUGGACCGGUAAGAUUACGGUGCCGGAGCUGCGAAAAUCGAACCUGCUUGAUGUGAUACAGCUGCUGGAGGAGGAGGAAGAUAUCAACCAAAUUAUGGCGUACUUCAGCUACGAGCACUUCUACGUCAUCUACUGCAAGUUCUGGGAGCUGGAUCGGGACCAUGAUCUGUUCAUCGAUCAGCAAGAUCUGGCCCGCCACAACGAUCAUGCGCUUUCGUCGCGGAUGAUCGAGCGCAUCUUCUCCGGUUGUGUGACGCGAGGGCCACGUCGCGGCAAUCUCAAUCCGAUGGUGCAGGGCCCGAACGGCCCCAAGAUGUCCUACACCGACUUUGUGUGGUUCCUGUUGGCCGAGGAGGACAAGACGCAUCCGACGGCGAUCGAGUACUGGUUCCGGUGUAUGGACGUCGACGGCGACGGGAUGCUGUCGAUGUACGAGCUCGAGUAUUUCUACGAGGAGCAGCAGCACCGGAUGGAAUCGCUCGGCAUCGAGACGCUACCCUUUGAAGACUGUUUGUGCCAGAUGCUGGAUAUGAUCAAGCCGAUCAAACCCGGAUGUGUCACGCUCGCCGAUCUGAAACGAUGCAAGAUGACACCCAUCUUUUUCGAUACGUUCUUCAAUCUGGAGAAGUACAUGGAGCAUGAACAGCGAGAUCCAUUUGCGCAGCGUGAUAAUGAUGAGCUUUCCGAUUGGGAUCGCUACGCCGCCCAAGAAUAUGAACUGCUCGUGGCCGAGGAAGGAGGAGACACGCAAGGCCUCCGCUGUCUGGACCCGAAUGAUGACGACGACUACUACGAAGGGCAUGAUUUUGGGCCCAACAUCCUAAGCCGACGCCCAUUACCCGGUUCUGGUAGCCCUAUCAGUACUGUCCCUUCUAGUACCACAGUUUCUACUGCAAUGGGCCGAACCAUCAGUACGGUGUCCAUUUCUUCUUCAGUUAGCACGCACCAACACAAUAGAAAAAUUUUGGCAGCCCAUAGUAGUCCUGUUGUCGCUGCUGCUACUAAUACCACUACUGAUACCGCUACUAAUGCCGCUACUGUUACUAAUAAUGAUACCACUACUAAGGCAGCAUCAUCGCAAGGCAGAAAAAUGAUUGAAAAUGAUACUAGCACAUUUUAUAGCGCAUUUUGUGUGUCCUACGACGAGGAUGACGAUUAUGAGUCCAACAUCGACAUACUGGAGAGCCAGCUGGAUGAUUGUCUGCUGAACGAAUGGUGAGAGGAGGAGAGCGGCGGACCACGUGGCCGCCGGAAGUCCACGCCCCCGGGUGCCGUCUACAGCGACGAGGACCUGGAACGGAUCGAGCAGGAGAUUCUGGAAGAGCUGAACCAGUUUUGAGAAGGAGGAAUGACUACAAGACAGACUAAAAGAGCCAAAAACGACGCCAACCGGGAGAUAACAGAAUGAACAGAAUCCGCUUGUCGGUUGAGAUUUUUCUGUUUUUUCUGCUCUCUACUUUUUUGAAACACGAAACUUGUGUACCGUACAUGAGCGCGAAUUUGGAUCGGAUGAUGGAACUGAUUUGACUUGCGCGCGUGCGUCGUCCUCAUGUCAUCCAUCACGUCCAUGCGUCUUGCGUUGAUCAUCAUCUGUCAACUAAAAAAGCACCACCAUCACCACAAAAUAUUUUAAUUUCUUCGCUGCUUUGCACACACACAACAAAACGCGCUCUAUUAGUUUAGCCACUUGCGGCAUGAAUAUCAGGACGUAAUCGGCUAGGUUAAAAAACAAAAAUAGCUGACAGAUUUGCUACGGAACAAGAAAUCUUGAUGUUAUUCGUUCCGGACAAAACGGCACACCAUUGACGAAUUUCAGCUGUUAAAAUUAAACACAUAACAAACAAAAAAACAAAAGAAAACUUACAAAUACAAGGAAUUCUACGUGUCAUACAUGGAUUUGACUAUGUUCAAACAGGGAAAAUAAUAGGAGGAGUAAGCGCAUAAUAAAAUGUUGAUCAUUUUGUUCAGUGUCUCAACCACACGUUAUCACUACUAUUACUACUACUACUAUCAAAAAACUGCUAUCACUAAGACUAGCGUAGAAUUUAUUUAACAACAUUUUUUUUGUUUUGUUUGCGUUACUUUUUAUAAUAUAAUACCUUAAACAAAAGUUUUUUUUUAAAUUAAAUAAUGAUAUUGAUUUUACGAGAUAUUAUUAGUUACCAAAAAUCUGUACAUAACUGCAACUUGAUUUUCGCUCUACUAGCAAACAACAAAAUACUAUGUAUGAUAUUACCUAUAUUAUUACCUUAAACUGGAUAUUUAUUAGUAGCAAUCACCCAAUCAACAAACAAACAAGAAAAACUUUCGAUGGCAACAACCAAAUGAAUGUAUAUUUUAGAGACAAGAAUAACGAGUCCACAAAAAAUGGGGACCGAUUCAUCAUUAUUCAAAGCAAAACAAAAAAAAUACAUAACAUAACAUAACAUGUCUCACUCCAUCUUCACAUCACCCGACUGCAUAAAAAGCUAAACAAAUUCAAUCAUUCGAUCAUCAGCGUGUAUGUGCUAAAUGAAAAAAAAAAACAAAAAAUAACACGGAAAGCCCAAAAUUUCAAUCAUCUCGUUUGUGGAUCAAAAUGGAUAGAAAACAAAAAAAAAUCAUAACUAAUAAACAGAGGACAGACUUUUAAAUGAAAUUGAUGAAAAAAAAACCGUUAGGGAAGUUCGCGUAAUUUAGUACGCGAGCGAACAACUUUUUAUGAGUAGUAGCAAACCAGGAAAAUAACCAGAACAACAACUUAAAUCCAGUGGCUUUUUGAAAAGGGAAAAAAUACAAUGUUACAACAAAGAAUUUGAAUGAGAGGGUAAAAAUUAACAAAAAAGAAAGUUUCGAGAAGAUCAUCCUAUUUCCAAAAGGAGGUGUUUUAAACUUGUAGCUUUCUUGAUUAGCAACACAACAGUUCGAACACACACUCAGACUAACUAGGAACUAGCAGCGUGGUUUAGAUAGAAUCUAGCAAUUCUAAAUGGUUACUAUUUUUUGCCUCAUAAGAAUUGCGUCCGUCAACUGUGAAAACAAACAGAUAGAUUUGAAAUCUCACCCCGAGAAGUUUGCCUUCGAAAGCACUCACUCGCUUCCAAAAAGUUGUUGAAUUUUCAGUUCGGAAAUUUAGUGUGGUUUCAUAGAAAAAUGAAGGAAGGUCUGUGUUCUAGAGAAGGACCAAACACUGGCUGUGGUUUCCAAGGACUUCUUAUAGGUCAGCAAUGUCCAUAGCAUGAUCCUGAUUAUGGUUCUUCGAACCAGAUUACUACUAUUAUUUUGAUGCACACAUCUUCCCAGUUGCCUACCCAGUUGAACUUCCAGGGGAGACUUCCAGAGAAGACUUCUUGGGGAGACUUCCAGGGGAGACUUCUUGGGGAGACUUCCUGAGGAGACUUCCUGGGGAGACUUCCUGAGGAGGCUUCGCGGGGGGACUUCCUGAGGAGACUUUCUGAGGACACUUACUGGGGAGACUUCCUGAGGAGACUUCCAGUGGAGGCUUCCAGAGGAGACUUCCUGAGGAGAAUUCCUGAGGAGACUUCCUGAGGAGACUUCCUGAGGAGACUUCCUGAGGAGACUUCCUGAGGAGACUUCCUGAGCAGACUUCCUGAGCAGACUUCCCGAUGAGACUUCCUGAGGAGACUUCCUGAGGGAACUUCCCGAGGAGACUUCCCGAGGAGACUUCCCGAGGAGACUUCCUGAGGAGACUUCCUGAGGAGACUUCCUGAGGAGACUUCCUGAGGAGACUUCCUGAGGAGACUUCCUGAGGAGACUUCCUUAGGAGACUUCCUGAGAAGACUUCAUGAGGAGAAUUCCUGAGGAGACUUCUUGGGGAGACUUCCUGGGGAGAAUUUAUGAGGAGACUUUCUAAGAAGACUUCCAGAGGAGAAGAAUUCUGAGAAGAAUUCCUGAGGAGACUUUCCGGAUAGACUUCUUAUGGAGACUUCCUGGGGAGACUUCUUGGGGAGACUUCUUGAGAAAAUUUCUUGAGGAGACUUCCUGAUGAGACUUCCUGAUGAGACUUCCUGAGCAGACUUCCCUGGGAAGGUUUCCUGAGGAGACUUUCUGAGGAGACUUUCUGGGAAGACUUUCUUAGGAGACUUCCUGAUGAGACUUCCUGAUGAGACUUCCUGAUGAGACUUCCUGAUGAGACUUCCUGAGGAGACUUCCUAAGGAGACUUCCUAAGGAGACUUCCUGAGGAGACUUCCUGAGGAGACUUCCUGAGGAGACUUCCUGAGGAGACUUCCUGAGGAGACUUCCUGAGGAGACUUCCUGAGGAGACUUCCUGAGGAGACUUCCUGAGGAGACUUCCUGAGGAGACUUCCUGAGGAGACUUCCUGAGGAGACUUCCUGAGGAGACUUCCUGAGGAGACUUCCUGAGGAGACUUCCUGAGGAGACUUCCUGAGGAGACUUCCUGAGGAGACUUCCUGAGGAGACUUCCUGAGGAGACUUCCUGAGGAGACUUCCUGAGGAGACUUCCUGAGGAGACUUCCUGAGGAGACUUCCUGAGGAGACUUCCUGAGGAGACUUCCUGAGGAGACUUCCUGAGGAGACUUCCUGAUGAGACUUCCUGAGGAGACUUCCUGAGGAGACUUCCUGAGGAGACUUCCUGAGGAGACUUCCUAAGGAGACUUCCUAAGGAGACUUCCUGAGGAGACUUCCUGAGGAGACUUCCUGAGGAGACUUCCUGAGGAGACUUCCUGAGGAGACUUCCUGAGGAGACUUCCUGAGGAGACUUCCUGAGGAGACUUCCUGAGGAGACUUCCUGAGGAGACUUCCUGAGGAGACUUUCUGGGAACACUUCCUGAGAACACUUCCUGAGUAGACUUUGUGAAAACACAUUCUAAUUGAGUUUUUGAGUUCACUUCCUGAGGAAAUUACAUGUGAAGAAUACCUAAGGAGGCUUUUUGUGAACGCUUCCUGGGGCUUCAAGUUUCUGAAAGUUUAAACCAGAAAUAACAAAUCUAAAGUCAGUCAUCAGUAUUUCAAAUAUUGUCUAAAAAAGAUGAUUUCCAUAAUGCGUUUUAACCCGAGUGACAUUCAACAUUCAUUGCCAGCGUCUAACUUCUGUCCUACUGUUCAUUCGUCAUAAAAGUACAUAUGGCUGAGUCAUCCAAGAAUAUAACAAAGUUCGUCACAUGCUAAUAACUCUGCUAGAGCACUCCAACAACAAGUAAUCCAAAUUUUAAAUUAUAUAAACAAACAAUAAACCACUCAAUAAAAACUGGCAACUCUGAUCACUAAAAAAAACUCGACCGUGUACCGAUUGUGUUUUUGCGUGUUCCGCUUUUCUAUUUUGGGGAACUUCUACUACCACUACCAACCAACGUCAGAUACGGAAGCGAUGACAGCGAUGACAGUGACGAAGAGUACGAAAGUCUGCGCAUCAGCUGGCGCCAGCGCUACGUCCGCCGAUUGGAGCGCAAGAAGCAAAGGAAGAAGGAACGGGAAGAGAAGCAGAAGUAAGCCUGAACAA